GUAUGUUAGGAAAAGCUCUAUCUCUAUUUUUCAUUCUUGCAAUUGCGGCUAUCAUUUUUAUUGCAGAUUGUAGCAUUAUAAAUGUAGAAUUCCAGCGUGUUUCACAAUCUAAUGGUGGAAUUAAAGGCUUAAUAGAUUCAUAUUCACAACAUUCUAAAAAUAUUUGA
Cetraspora pellucida is the source of this 167-nucleotide messenger RNA. NCBI's taxonomy places the organism in Eukaryota, Fungi, Glomeromycota, Glomeromycetes, Diversisporales, Gigasporaceae. The record is from the annotation of a GenBank genome assembly.